Oikopleura dioica is the source of this 774-nucleotide messenger RNA. NCBI's taxonomy places the organism in Eukaryota, Metazoa, Chordata, Appendicularia, Copelata, Oikopleuridae. The record is from the annotation of a GenBank genome assembly.
AUGCUGGAUGGGUACCAACUCCGCACUAAGUCCGCAAUAGACCAUUUGCUACAGGCGAAGCGCAGUCCCCGCUGGAGAACGCAAGCGAUUCAUGCGAUCAUUGACAUCGCCCUUGGUCUUGAAAGUGAGGAGCUGAACAUGGAUGAAGGCGCGGUUUACAUUUGUAAGCGGCUUUUGUACGAACUACCGCAAAACGAUCUGGAAACUAAACUAUAUGAGAAUUGGGUGCUACUUGCCAACAACGAUCUCAAUGAUGGAAUAAAAGGUUUCCAAGCACUGGAUAGAAAGUGUCACGUCGCCUCGCUAACAGGUUCUUGCGCUGGUUUAAUUAUGCAGGGCAAUGGCAAGAUUGCUAAAAAUCAGCUUGUUAGUGUCUUAUCAACGCCGUAUACUAUGAAAGUGGCAAAACACCUGCAAAAGGCACGACUUUUAUUAGGUCAGGAACUGAUUAACUCCGGGAAGCCGGCAAAGGCUCGUGAAGAGCUAGAAAAAAUUCUAGAGAAGAACCGCGGCUGUUGGCGUGCAAUGGAACUCCGUGGAAUUACUUUCGAAAUGGAAAAAAAUUACGAGGAAGCAAUGAAAAGUUUCGAAUACGGCUGGAAAAUGUGCAGCCGUAACAACCCAGCUAUCGGCUUUCGUCUGGCCCAAAUUUACCCAAAAGUCGACCAGCCGAUUAAGAGUAUUCCUAUCUGCCACUAUAUAAAGAAAAAUUUCCCUGAUUAUCCUCAGAUAGAUGAAAUCUUGGACGCCGCUCUUUAUCAAGUUAGACAUUGA